AUGGCGCCCCUGUUACAGUAUUACCUCGUCCGUCCGGCCAACAAAAUGCAGACCGCUUCAGGCUACGUCAGGAUCCCCGAGUCCAAGGUUCCAAUGAUACCUGUUGACAUCCUUCCUGAGUGGAUCGAGAUAGUCGGACUCCCUCGCUCGCUCAGAGACGACCAUGCCGUCGGCCUCACCAGCUUGGGCCACAUCGAACAGCCACAGGAUACGCUCGAGGUUAGGAUUCACAGAGUCGACCCGUUGGUGCACCGCAGAGCCGUGCCACAUGCCCAUGCAUCCCAUCUAUCUUCGGGACGCAUUGGCGCUUCGAUCGCGAACAACAUGGAGCUCCACAAGAGGGAGCCGGUCAGAGUGGUGCCAAGCGACCAGCUCAAGACAACGACGUUGGGGGAAUUGAAAAAGCAGCAGCCAAGCCAUGCCAACCAGAUUAUUCACACUGCGGCCGAAGAAGCGCCCGCCUCGUCAAAGCAUGGUCCCGUAGCCGCGCCAAAUGAUCUAUCGAGCCCAGUCCACGCACGCCCUGAUCUCUCUGUCAAGAUGACAACCAAGGCCGGCAGUGUGCCUGCAGCGUCAUCUUUCCAGGAUCAACAGCCAUCCAGUAGAGGACUACAGUUGUCCGGCAAUGAGCACAUGCGGAAGUCGAUGCAUGGGUCGAGGAAGAAGACGAAAGUUCCUGGAGCCCGUCGGUUCUGUCAUCACUGGUGCCAUUAUGGAGUGUGCAAGUGGGGUGCUGAAUGCCACUACCAUCAUGCGAUGCCAGCGACCCGCGAGGGCCUACGAGAGGUCGGGCUCAAGGAUUACCCCCGAUGGUGGGCGGAACUCUCGGGCCGGUCGAUGGGCAGCAGCCAGGACGACCGUACGGGGCAGAACGCAGCAAGGAAAAAGACACCCUCAGGACUGGAGACGAGGCCACACGAACCAGAACUGCAACGCCAGCCUGUGAGCAGAUCCAGGCGCGUGGUCACGGAGGAUGUCGUGCCUCGGGCUGCAAACCCGUCGGAGGAACUGCCACGGCUGCGGCAUUCGGGCGGUUCAGGGAUGGCACAUCAGGUGAUGCAGCCUCCAGCCGCGAGUUCUUUGACAGAGGGGAAGAAUGUUGUCCAGAAAGAUGGACGCCGGGAGCCGGCUACUCUAACCCAGAAGCUCGUCGAUCUUGACUGA
Messenger RNA from Pyricularia oryzae 70-15, 1164 nucleotides. RefSeq lists its product as uncharacterized. Lineage: Eukaryota; Fungi; Ascomycota; Sordariomycetes; Magnaporthales; Pyriculariaceae. The transcript is spliced from 3 exons. Bases 1 to 1164 code for a protein of 387 amino acids. Gene Ontology annotation, molecular function: metal ion binding. The record is from RefSeq and is a predicted model, not a curated record.